AUGUAAAACAAGCCAUUAGACUGGAUUUGUAUUGGAUGCAAAAACCUGAAUUACUCUUUUAGGAAAUACUGCAAUCGAUGCAAAACUUUCACAAGAGAUGCUCCAGGCACAAAAUUCAUCCCAUUAGAACAAUUAAAUAUUAUUGAUUCAUUAAAACUCUCAGAACCUGAUCUAACAGGUAGUGGACAUAGUACUACAGAUAGUGUUGGAAGUAAAGCUCAAGAACAAGCUGUCUUUCAUUAAGCUCUUUUCUUAGAGAAUUUAACAUAGAAUAAACAAGAAACGGUUAACAAGAAUUUCAACUUUAUGAAAAUUUGUACACUAUGUAGAACAGAAAACUAUUUUUAUUAAUCUAAAUGUAAGUAAUGCGGAUUUAAGAUUUGA
Molecule: messenger RNA, 384 nt
Organism: Paramecium primaurelia
Lineage: Eukaryota; Ciliophora; Oligohymenophorea; Peniculida; Parameciidae
Source: the annotation of a GenBank genome assembly